Molecule: messenger RNA, 4066 nt
Organism: Diaporthe batatas
Lineage: Eukaryota; Fungi; Ascomycota; Sordariomycetes; Diaporthales; Diaporthaceae
Exons: 4
Coding region: 843-2663 (606 amino acids)
Biological process (GO): oligopeptide transport; transmembrane transport
Cellular component (GO): plasma membrane; fungal-type vacuole
Molecular function (GO): dipeptide transmembrane transporter activity; tripeptide transmembrane transporter activity
Source: RefSeq, a predicted model, not a curated record
CCUGGCCCCACAGAGCUCGCCACGGGCUGACGGGGUGUUUCGAGGCCGCUGCAGUGCUCGGUGCGCGGUAAAAUACUUAAGUACUUACGCAUGAAAAAUGGGGAGACGGGUUCGUUGUGACCUGCCUGUUGGGGCAGCUGCCAUCAGCGAUGCUGCAUGGACCACCCGACCAGGACGGCAGGAACAGCCUGAGGUAAUAGACUACACAGGCACUCCGUACCUACGCAACGUUGUAGGGUUCAUGGCUCUUCCCCGUUGAUGAGUUUUUGCCCUUCCUUUUGACUCCCUCCCACUCGGCAAGGUUCCGGCCCCAGACUGAGCGGUCCCCUUGAGUCCCUUGAUCAGUCGAGGGCGACGAUCACUUUUCGAGUUGGCCUGCCCAGCUGCCUGAUUGGUAAUCGACGAGCUGCGGGCAAUGUCUCGCGCAGUCGCACAGUCGCACUGCUCGCUACGUUGCAGACUGUCUCCGUAUCUCAUGACCGUGCUCUGCUACGUGGGUCCUGCCUCUCCAGGGACUUGCCUGCUUCCGCCUUCGACCACCCAGGCCCCCCAGGCCCCCAGGCCACCAGGCCACCAGGCCACCCAGAACUGCCAGCCUGCCAGCUUCGACUAAUGGCAUGACCAUCGGCUGCCCGUGACAUUCAACCCCCCCGUGGUACGGCCGGCCAUCUACCGUGUGUGAGGACAUACCUUGGUACACUAUUUAUGUCAAGAGCUGCCGCCGGAGACUCACACCUCGCCCGGUCGCUGAACUCGUCCCAGUUCCCCUUCGUCAUCUCGAGUCUCCCUGGGACUCUUUCAGUUUGGGGCCCCCACACAUCGCCCGUCACAGCGCUCCCACCAUGGAUCACGAAUCGAGCGCGGCGGAGCUUCAUGCUACCGCGGUCGAGCCUCUCAAGAAGGACCACAAGGACAUGGCCGGCGGCAUCGAGCCAGUCACCCACGACAAUGGCCUCUCGUCCGGCGACGCUGCAAGCUUUGUGACGGCUGACGGCGACGAGCCAUCCGACGAGGAGAAGAAGACCCUGCGCAGGGUCGCCGACAAGCUGCCCUGGGCUGCCUUCCUGGUCUGCGUCAUCGAGCUCUGCGAGCGCUUCACAUACUACGGUCUCUCCGGCCCCUUCCAGAACUACAUCUCAAACAGCGCCCACGACGGCCUCCCCGGCGCCAUCGGCCUGGGCCAGUCCGGAGCUACGGGGUUGACCAAUUUCUUCCAGUUUUGGUGCUACGUGACUCCAGUGCUGGGAGCCGUGAUCAGUGACCAGUGGCUUGGGAAAUACUGGACCAUCUUCUACUCGUCACUUAUAUACAUCGUCGGAAACCUCAUCCUCUUUUUGACGUCCCUGCCCGUUGCCAUCGAGAAUGGCGCCGCGCUGGGAGGUCUCGUCGCAGCCAUGAUCGUCAUUGGGCUGGGCACCGGAGGUAUCAAGUCCAACGUCUCGCCAUUGAUCGCCGAGCAGUACGACAACACGGUACCUUUCGUCAAGACCCUCAAGUCCGGUGAGAGGGUCAUCGUGGACCCCGCAGCCACCAUCAAGCGAAUCUACAUGAUCUUCUACAUGAUGAUCAACAUUGGCUCUCUCUCCUCUAUCGCUACUACUGAGCUCGAGGCCAACGUUGGGUUCUGGGCCGCCUACCUGCUUCCCUUCCUGAUGUUCCUCGUCGGCGUCGCCGUUCUCGUGGCCGGCAAGUCAAAGUACAAGCUGCGCCCUCCUCAGGGCAGUAUCAUCCCCAAGGCUUUCAAGAUCAUGUGGAUCGCCAUGACCCACAAGGGCAACUACGACGCCGCCAAGCCCGAAUACCACGAGGAGCUCUGCACCGGCCGCAAAUACGAAAUCACCUGGGACGGCCUGUUUGUCGAGGAGGUCAAGAGGGCCCUGGUCGCCUGCAAGGUCUUCAUCUUCUUCCCCGUCUACUGGGUCGUCUACAGCCAGAUGCUCAACAACUUCAUCUCGCAGGCCGGCCAGAUGAACCUGCACGGCAUUCCCAACGACCUCAUGCAGAACUGGGACCCCAUCACCAUCAUCAUCUUCAUUCCCAUCUGCGACUACUUCCUCUACCCGAUGCUCAACAAGAUGGGCUUCAAGAUGCUGCCCAUCACCCGUAUCUUCUGCGGCUUCAUGCUCGCCAGCGGCGCCAUGGCUUACGCCGCUGGCGUCCAGAAGAUGAUCUACAACACCGGGCCCUGUUACGAGCAGGUCGCCGCCUGCCCCGCCGCCCUGCGAGAUGACGGCACCUACGCGCCCAAUGACAUCCACGUUGCUAUCCAGACCCCCGCCUAUCUGCUCAUUGGACUCAGCGAGAUCUUUGCCAGCAUCACUGGCUUGGAGUACGCAUUUACCAAAGCCCCCGCGAGCAUGAAGUCCUUCAUCAUGUCUCUCUUCCUGCUGACGAACGCGUUCGGCUCCGCCCUCUCCAUCGCCCUCUCGCCUACCGCCGUCGACCCCAAGCUUCUCUGGAUGUACACCGGCCUGGCCGUCGCGUGCUUCUGUGCCGGUUGGAUCUUCUGGUUCUUGUACAGCAGGUACAACAAGACGGAAGAGUCCAUGAACGAGCUCGAGAAAUUCACCGAGAAGCCCAAGCGUGUGGGUGAGGAGACGGCGGAUCGUGAUCUCGAGAAGGUCGCGACCGUGUCUACCACCGCUAGGGCAGGAGGUGAAUAAAGGCCGAGGUAUCGAUGAUGAUGAUGAACAAACAACACACUUAUUGCACAUACGGGGGAUGAUGUAUGAUAGUCACGUUGGUCCUUAAUUAAUGGCGAAACGAUAAUGCAUAUUUGGUCUAAAAACUUUCAAAGUCCUCUCUCUAUGCGCCCUCCCUGGAAAGAUACCACAUCCUCCCCGCUUAUUCCCCCUUGCCUAGGCUUUUCGCAACCUCAACAUACGAGCCCUUAAGAAUAUCCUCCACGAUCCCCGGCUGCGUCGCCCGCCACCCCAGCUCCGUCACAGCCUUCUGGCUCGAGGCCCUAUUCUCAGUAACCAAGAAGUUAACCAAGAACGGCGGCAUCUUCCCCAUCGCAUCCUCCCGCGGCAGAUCCACCGCCGGCACGCCCAGCACCGCCGCGACGGCCCCCUGCAGCUCCCGCAUCGUGACGCCCGUCUCGGCGGAGGCGUUGUACACCUCCCCGGCGCGGCCCCGCUCGGCGGCGAGCAGAUACAGCCGCGCCGCGUCGUCGACGUGCACGGACGUCGUCCGCGUGGCCCCGCCGUCGAUAUAUGUCGCUGCGCCGGCGGCCGCGGCACCGUCCAUGAACAUCCUGACGCCGCUGCCGCCGCGGCCGUACACGAAGGGGGGGAGGCGCACGCAGAGGGCCCGCACGCCCUGCCCCGCGGCGGCCGCACGGGCGUGGUCCCACGCCUUGUACCGCGCUAUCGGGGACUUGAGGUCCAGGGGGCUGUCCUCGGCGGUCUCGCCGCCGUGCGGGUCGGCGGCUGCCGUCAUCGUGCCCGAGGUGGUGACGAGUGUCUUCGUCUUGCUGCUGUCUGCCCCGUCGCCCGCGGAUGAUGAUGAUGAUGAUGAUGAUGCUAGCCCCGCGACCAUGGCGUCGACGGCUGCGGCGUCGAUGGCUAGGAUCUUGUCGUAGGGGGUGUCCAUGCCUCCCGCGCCCAGCAGGGGGUCCGCGAGGUGCAGGACCACGUCCGCGCGGGCGGCCUCGGCGCGCAGCACGUCCGGGGUCUCGAGGUCGCCGCGGACGGGGGUCGCGCCCAGCCGGGUGAGGGUUGCGUCCUUGGCCUCGCUGCGGGAGAGGCCGCGGACCGUGUGGCCCUGGCUGAUGGCGAGCUCGGUUAGGACCUGGCCUAGGUAGCCGGUUGCGCCGGUCAUGAAGAUUUGUUUUUGGGACAUUUUUUUUUUGUGGUUUUUAUUGGCCGUGUGUCUUUGAAGAUUCACUUGUUGCUGCCUCUUCUCUCGGGCUGAUUAGGUGUGAAAGUUUCGGAGACGAGGUUGGUUAAUUGCAGGUGAUGGACUGAACUGCGACUGAGCAGGGAAAUGUGUUGAUUUGAGUGAAGGAAGUUAUCGACUGAAUGACAAUAACAUGCUCCCAGGAGCAUACUUAUAAUCCUUCAUC